This is a messenger RNA of Auanema sp. JU1783, 5289 nucleotides long. Lineage: Eukaryota; Metazoa; Nematoda; Chromadorea; Rhabditida; Rhabditidae. The record is from the annotation of a GenBank genome assembly.
AUGGAUCUAGAUGAUCACACCCAUAUGAAAAUGGGUGAAGAACAUUCUGAAGACCAAUCACAUAACGUGGAGAACGAUGACUCUACCGCAGUUCCUCAGACAACAAUGCCCGAGACUGUUGAAAUAUCAUUGGAUGAUGAUGUGGCAGAAAAUAAUGAAAUAAAAACCAUUGAAGAAGAGAGGAGAGAAGAAGCUGAAAUGGAAAGCAUUGCACUUGAUAAUUCAGUUUCAGAGGAUGCUAGUCGUGUUUCUUCGGAAAAUGUUAGUCAAUCAACUAAUGAUUUUGAAAAAGAGGAUGGUCAGAUUAUUGAUGUUAUGAUUGAAUCGGUAGAGGAGAUUGUUAAACAAGAAGAGUCUGCUCCGGAACCUGAAAAUGAUCUUGACGCUGAAGUUGCUGUUUCGAAUGGGUUUUCCACUUUGUCGCUUGAAGACUCUAAAGCUGAACCAAGCUUAGAGCCUUUACCUGAAGGCAAAGUCUUAGAGGUUGAAGCUGUUGCAUCACUUCCAAGAAUCAUGUCCAAGACUACAACAAUUCAUAACAGCAAUGAAAGCCCUCAAGAAAUUUUUGAGAGGUUAAUAAAAGGAAUAAAGGAAGAAACUUUAGAGCGCUCUGAGAUUGUUGAUCAACUGUUCAAUGUGCUGGUAGACGGACAGUUUGAUUUGGAAUCCCGAUUUAUCAUCGAAGAUUUUACAAAUGUGGAUCGAAUGCUUACUCUCUUGACUCAUUGUAAUGAGCCCCUUCAGGCCGAAAUAUGGAGUGUUUUUGUUGCUCUGGUAAAGAAGAGUAAUCGGAAUUUAGAAGCUUGUUCGCGUGUUAGUUUGAUAACUAGAAUUCUCGAGAUAUUACCAACUGCUAAUGAAGUUCCCACCGAUUUGCUCAUUCAAUUGCUCGGUUUGCUGACGACAUAUUCUAUAACAGUCAAAGAAACCAAACUAUUUCUUCGCUCCUUACAAGCAGUUGAUAAUGCUUGGCCUGCACAUGCUAUGAAGCUGUUACAAGUAAUGACAGAAAUGCCUCAAAACGACUGUGCUGAUGUAUUCUUCUCUUUCCCGGGUAAAGCUCAAGCAGGUAUCAUUAUUCCACCGUUAGCGAAAUUCCCUCAACAACAAGGAUGGACAUUUGCUACAUGGCUCCGAAUGGACCCACUUAAUAGUGUAACUUUUGAGAAGGAACGACCUUAUUUAUAUUGUUUCCGAACGAGUAAAGGUGUUGGGUAUUCUUGCCAUUUCACGGGUAAUUGUCUAGUAAUCAAUUCUGAAAAAACUAAAGGAAAGCCACUAUCAAAAUGCAUGAAGGCCGAACUAACUCCUCGUCGUUGGCAUCAUGUAGCAAUAGCUCAUCAUUAUUCUCGUUGGGGUAGAAGCGAAAUUAAAUGCUAUUUGGAUGGUCAGUUAGCAGAAAGUGUAGAUAUGAGCUGGGCUUUAUCCACUACGGAUCAUUUCGAUCGGUGUGCCAUAGGAGUGUCCCCUGAAGGUGAUGCUGAUAGUGCCUUUUGUGGGCAACUCGGAGCAGCUUACUUGUUUUCUGACGCUCUAACAUUGCAACAGGCACAUUCUCUGUUCUGCUUGGGACCCGCAUAUCAGUCUUAUUUCAAGCAUGAUUCUGAAAGUAAUUUACCAGAAGGUUACAAGAAACAUUUGUUCGAUGGACGUCUCAACAACUCUCUUGUUAUGGCAUACUGUCCGAAGAACUGUCAUGGCCAAUUGUGUUUACAUGCUCCACAAAAAACAAAUACUGGAUACUUCGUGCAAAUUCCACAUGCUGUUAUGAAAGAAGGAGUUGAAGUUAUUACAACUCAUUCGAUUCAUAAUUCAUUGCAAUCUGUUGGCGGUAUCCAAAUUCUUCUCCCACUCUUUUCUCAGAUAGACUUGCCUCUUCAGGAUGGUACUGCUGUUAACCAGGACGUUUGCUCAACUCUGCUUUCAUUGAUAUCUAAAUUGUUACGUAGCUCCCAAACCAGUCAACAACAACUUUACCAUAGCAAAGGGUUUCUUAUUAUAUCUCACGCUCUUCAAAAGGCAAAUUCGUCUCACUUAACCAUGAAAGUCGUGGAGGGUGUCAUAGGGAUGGCUAAAUUCUUGUUAACUUGUCCAGCUGGAAUUUUGUUAUUGAAGCAACUUUUCGAUCAUAUCCUUUUUAACCCAAAACUCUGGAUCAAUAGUGACCCCACUGUCCAGAAGCAUCUGUAUACCUACUUAUCCACUGAAUUCUUGGGUAACUCUAUUUUCCCUCAAAUUUUGAGGCGAGUCCCUACAGUUGUUGAAAUGUGCCAUGCGUUGAAACAUUUUUAUUGGGUGUCGCCACCAGCAGCCCCAUCUACCUACACAGUGGAACAGCGAGACGAGCAAUUCCCUAUUAAUUGUGUUAUUGAUAUAAGAAAAGAGAUUUUACGUUUCAUGAGAAGAUUGAUUACCAUGACUUCUGAUGAAGGAGAAAAUAAUCGAGAUGAAGAAAUUCAUACUUUACUCAACUUCGUUGCUACUGUGAAUGAAGACGAUAAUCUUUAUGAUGUUCUGGAGCUCUUAGUUUCGUUGCUGAGUGAGCAUCCAGCAAUGAUGAUUCCUGCCUUAGAUAAGAACAGAGCACUUGGUGUUGUUUUCAAACUUCUAACGUCACCAAACCAAUUGAUUCGUUUACCAGCGCUUAAACUUUUUGGUUUCUUCCUACAAAGAGCUACGUUGAAAAGAAAGAAUGAAAGUGUCUCAUCUCUCAAUCUUUAUACACUCAUUACUGAGAGGCUACUUUUGCAUUGCUCAUUUUUAUCUAUUCCCAUCUAUAACAUAUUAUUCGAAGUACUAGUAGAGAGAGUCACUGGAACCACUAACUUCUUGCUCCAACAUCCUGCUCGACCAGAUUGGCGAUUUGAAAAUCCUACCCUUCUUAAAGUGAUCGCCAACUUGAUUCAACAGUCAGAAGAAACCGAAGAGUUGUUGUCAGUCAAAAAACAUUUCUUACUUGACUUGAUCAGCAUGUGUCGUGAUGUCAAAGAAAAUCGAAGGACGAUACUGCAAAUGUCUGUAUGGCAGGAAUGGCUUAUUUCACUGACUUACAUAUUCCCACAAACCGAGCCGGAAGCCGAAAUCUCUGAAUUAGUAUACGAAAUUUUCUCCAUUCUUUUGCACCACGCCGUGCGCUAUGAGUACGGUGGCUGGCGUGUUUGGGUAGAUACUUUAGCUAUUGCGCACUCGAAGGUUAGCUGGGAAAGGUUUAAGCAACAGUCCAGCCCUUCCAAAGUUACAUCUAAUGAUCCAAAUAAUGAAGAAGAAGAUAAGAAGAGUGCAGAUGAAAAACCAACGCCAAUAUACAGAACUCCAGAGUUUUCUUGGUCUCAUGUGCAUUUACGUUUACUGAGUGAUCUUCUGACAAGUAUUGAGGGUAUCGUCGAUGAAUGGCGAGUCCCCGAGAAUCCAUCAGCAGCCACUGAUCAAUGCAAUCAUAAUGAUAAUCAGAUAUUUGUCGGAAACGCAGUUCAUGUUAUAUCCCAAUUGUCGGACAGCCUGAUCAUGGCUUGUGGUGGUCUAUUGCCACUGUUGGCAUCAGCUACAUCUCCAAAUAGCGAGCUGGAAAUUAUUGAUGCAACCCAGCAAGAUCUACCUAUUGAAAGUGCAGCACAUUUGCUAUCUCGUUUUGUCCAGUUGGCGGAUGUCUUUGUUCUGAAUAGUAGUGUCUCGUUUUCUGAGCUAGAACAUGAAAAAAACAUGCCUACAGGCGGAGUGCUCCGGCAGGCGCUUCGUUUGGUAGCGACUUCUGCUGUUCGUCACAUUCUUGCUGCUCGUGUAUCCAGGCCCGAUUAUAACCAUGGGCAGUCCUUCGAUGUCAACUCUUGCCCUAGGAAUCAGGCUAUCUAUAAAUUUGUUCGCGGAGCUAUAGAAGCUCAAGGGAAAGAAGGCAUAACAAAUAUGGAUCAUAUCCUGCAGGAGGUAGAUUUGACCCGAGUUAAAGGAAUAGUGUACCGAGAUAUGGUGGAGGAAAACAGACAAGCCCAAUUUUUAGCUUUGGCAGUAAUUUAUUUACUGUCAGUCCUGAUGGUAUCUCGUUACAGGGAUAUUCUAGAACCACCAGUUACACCUAGUCCAUUCUUCAACUCUACGACUACAGGAGAAGAAAGUGAGAAUCACAAGAUAUCAGUGUCAUCCGAAAAGAGUGAAGUUCCGUCAUCUCCAAUUGAGGAGUCUGGUGUCAGAAAUGAGCAAGAGCAGCAACCUGGAAUUACUUCGAUCAACGUUGCCCCGAAAGUAUUGAAAGGCGAUGGCAAUGAUUACAAAACAGAUGAGCUAUCAAAGAUCGGGGGUGGUACAACACAAACUCCAGCAAUGGAGCCUGGAGAGCGUAGACAGUAUUUGACUGAUAAGCUUCAAAAAGCCCUAGAGACUACUGCGCCACUUUUACGAGAGAUCAUGAGUGAUUUCAGAUCUUAUUUACAGAAGACGUUAGUUGGUACUCAUGGGCAGGAAAUAAUGAAUGAUACCAGAGUUUUGGAAACCUUGAAGAGUAGGCAAGGAUCUGUGAUCGAGCUUGUUAUGCUUUUAUGUUCACAAGAAUGGCAAACCUCAUUACAAAAGCAUGCUGGACUGGCUUUUAUCGAACUUGUCAACGAAGGACGACUGAUGGCUCACGCUACUAGAGACCACGUGCUACGUGUUUCUAAUGAAGCCGACUUCAUUCUUAAUCGCCUUCGUGCAGAAGAUGUUAGUAAACAUGCCCAGUUUGAGAGCGAUACGGCCGAACAGCUCCAUCAACGUCGCGAAGAAGAAUCCAGAUGUGAUCAGUUAAUUCGUAGUGGAAGAAGAAGAGAUGGUCUUGUAGCAGCUAAGCUUCUUGAUAAAAUGACUACGAUUUUGAGAAGUCCUAGUGGAGCUUGGAGUACCCAAGAUAAAUCACCACAAAUGUUCUGGAGGCUUGAUGUGUGGGAAGACGAUAGCAGAAGAAGGAAGAGAUUUGUUCCCAACGUAUACGGAAGCAAGCACUCCGAAGCUAGCGUUAUUUCUGAGCCAGAAGAGAAUGAGACAGAAGAAAAACGACUUCGUAGGAUUGCGUCCAGUAUUGCUCCCGGAAAAGGUCAAUCCUCAGAAUUGGUUGAUGAGAGCGAUAUUGAUAAAUGGGCUGCUGAAGUUGAUCCACCCCCCAGUAGCGAAAGCACUAGCUAUAGCACAUUUGCGAAGUUAAUUGCGCCUGGACUCAUAGUACCAGGAACCUUGUCUAUCACGGCUACUGAUCUUUAUUUUGAUGCUGAUGAAGAACAUCCUUUGUAUAAGCAACAAGACGCAAAAGUAAGUUCAAAAUUUUAA